AUGCCUCCUGCUGAAAAUCCUUAUUUUGCCUUGGAAAAACUUCUAGAAAAUGACAAAUCCGAUAUUCAUUUAAUUGAUUUUCAUGCUGAAACUACGGCUGAAAAAGCGGCAUUUGCUCAUUAUUUUGCUGGCAAAAUUACGGCUCUGUGGGGAACUCAUACUCACGUGCAAACCGCUGAUGAAAGAAUAUUGCCUCCCGGUACUGCCUUUAUUACGGAUUUGGGAAUGACUGGACCAAGUGAAGGAAUUAUUGGUGCUGAACCUGCCGGAAUUAUCCAAAGAAGCAAAUAUAAUUUUUCCUCGCCAAUGCGUCCUUGUGAAAAAGGUCAAGGGCAAUUUAACGGGCUAGUAUUAGAAAUUGAUGAUAAUAGUAAUAAGCAAGAGGUGCAGAUUCAAAGAAAAGCAGCGUCCCCGCUUGUUCCUCAGCCACCACCACCGCCUCAGCCUCCUCAGCGACCACCACCGAUUCCUCAACCAAGACCGUCCUCUCAAGCCUUAGUCUAG
Messenger RNA from Entrophospora sp. SA101, 504 nucleotides. The record is from the annotation of a GenBank genome assembly. NCBI's taxonomy places the organism in Eukaryota, Fungi, Glomeromycota, Glomeromycetes, Entrophosporales, Entrophosporaceae.